Molecule: messenger RNA, 2124 nt
Organism: Phanerochaete carnosa HHB-10118-sp
Lineage: Eukaryota; Fungi; Basidiomycota; Agaricomycetes; Polyporales; Phanerochaetaceae
Exons: 13
Coding region: 1-1089 (362 amino acids)
Biological process (GO): purine nucleobase biosynthetic process
Cellular component (GO): cytosol
Molecular function (GO): methylenetetrahydrofolate dehydrogenase (NADP+) activity; methylenetetrahydrofolate dehydrogenase (NAD+) activity
Source: RefSeq, a predicted model, not a curated record
AUGGCCGACCACACCGGCAAGGGCAUCCUCCUCAAGGCCGACUCCAUCGCGGGCGCGUUUCGCGACGAGAUCACGGCCACCAUCGCCCAGGGCGCGCGCGUGCCCAAACUCGUCGGCAUCCUCGCGACCUCUGCCGCCCCGAGCAAGUUCUAUGCCGAGUUUACCAGGAAGCAAUGCGACGAGCUCGGCGUCGAAUUUGUUCUCAAAAAUAUUGGCGCCGCCGCCGACCCCACGUUGGCAGAGGGCGAGGGCGUCGAGGAGGCCAUCAUCGACGCGAACAAUGACGACAGCGUUGAUGGCAUCAUGGUAUACUAUCCCAUCUUCGGAGUGCAGCAGGAUCACUACCUUCAACAAGUUGUAUCUCCCUUGAAGGACGUCGAGGGCCUGCACUUCAAGUUUCACUACAACCUGUACCACAACAUUCGGUAUCUGAAGCCAGAAUCACUGCUCUCGUCUGUUGCGCCGAGCGAGCCGCCACCCCCAGUCGUGAACGAUACAGCCCCUCCAGGCUUCGUUAAAUCGAUCCUACCCUGCACGCCACUCGCGAUUGUCAAGACCCUCGAACACAUCGGCGUGUACAACCGCAUCCUGCCAUACGGAGACCGUGCGUAUGGCAAAACCAUCACGGUCAUUAACCGGUCUGAGGUCGUUGGCCGCCCGCUCGCGGCGCUGCUCGCAAAUGACGGCGCACGGGUCUUCUCUGUUGACAUCGACUCUAUCCAGGAGUACACCAAGCGUCCGCCGAGGCCGUCUGACGCCGCGACGGCCGCGAACGACACGGCGCGCUACCACCCGCGGCACGUCGUGCACCCGUCCGCGCUCUCGCUACAGGCAUGCCUCGCGCUCUCCGACGUUGUCGUCUCCGCCGUCCCGAGCGCGGCGUACAAGGUUAGGACCGAGUGGCUCAAGGAUGGCUGCGUCUGCGUCAACGUCGCCGCGGACAAGAACUUUGAUAAGGACGUCCGCGAGAAGGCCUCGGUGUACAUGCCCACCAUCGGGAAGGUCACUAUCAUGAUGCUACUGCGAAACUUACUGCGUCUGCGCUCGUACCGCGAGGGGGAAAGCCGAAAUACUCCGCAGUCAUCAUGAUAACGCGACGCAGCUUGUGCGCACAAGCACAGCACAGCUCACACAAGCCCGAAAUUUUUUGGAAGGACCCGAAGCUUCUUGUAUUACACCGUAGACAGCAGUGAGGUAGAAAUCAAUGAGUAACUAAUGGGAUGCGUGUGGUAUGCAUGAGUAGAGUAUGGGAUGUGCGACAGAUUAAACGACUGAGACAAGGUUACUUGUCAUCCGAAGUGGGCGACAGAUGCAAGGAAUUCCGGUGUAAGAUUACUCACGAGAGGCAGUCUCAAUCAGACUGCGCCGCCGUAAUUUUGAUUGGGGGUAUGCUGUCAUCAAGCAGGGUCGGCGUGGAGGAGCCUGAGCGGGGGAAGGACCCGCUUAUCGGAGUCGACACGCCUGACACCUCGUCGUCGACCAGGAAGCGAACCCGUUGGCGGUGGAGCUGGGGAAGCUUUGGGAUGAGGACGAAUAUCAGAGCUGAGAGAUUGACGGCGAACAACCACGGGUUGUAGUGUGUGUAAUGCGUCGAGGCCAGGAACAAAACGACGGGCACCGAAAACAGCCACUUCUUCGCGGGCGUAUAGUGAGCUCCUUCGUCAAUCUGUUCCCAGAGAGUAAGGUCGUCGUAGGCUCCUCCAUGCAUGUCCGAUUGGAAUGGGAUUCCGGUGACCCAAUGGAACAUCAAGUAAGAGAACCCGAGGUAGAUCAAGUUAACUAGUGUCCAGCUCAGCUCUUGUGUCAUCCCAGGUACGGUGUCAAUAACUAUCUUUCCCGCAAUGAUGAGGACCGGAUGAAUAGCCCAUGCACCCUUGCGAUUGACCCACUCUGCGUUGACAUUACCGUACAGGCUCUGGUCGAGUCCUUCUUCUUGAGAAUCUUCUCCGACGGUUUCUACUUUGACUAAACUGCUACUUCUCGCACGGCCGACGCGGACUUUGAGUUCUGACGCGGAUGAGGAGGUUUCGAUGGUGACUGUAGGCACGCUGAGGGUUGGCGAGGAGAAUACGCCACUCAUAUCGUUGUUAUCUCAGGGGUUGAACGAGAGAAGAUGUGGCAGGG